GUUGCGGAUAACAUUUUAUUACCUUUUUUGGAAAUCAUGAAGCCUCCGCGGUUGCUGCAUUCAUUUCUACUCUUAGCGAUACUGACAGUUUUGUUUGCCCCUACUUCAGAUAGUGCUCAAACGACAAGGCGAAGAAUUCGUAGACCCGUAAUAUCAACAUCAUCCUCGACAUCGUCAUCGAGUUCAGCCAGUACGAAAGUCAAAGUGGUGACGGCUGCUCCUUCGGGCGCCGUAGCAGAGAAGAGAUCAUCGACGGAGCCAAGGCCGGCAGCGAGCGUGAAUCGGUUCCGCGUUCGCACGAGGCCCUCGAAGGCCGGAGCAAAGGUCCAAGCCGCCGGCACCUCUGUCAGGCUCACCGGCAAAAAGGAUAAAGAGGACAAAGAUGGAGCAAAGAUCGUAUGUUAUUACACAAAUUGGUCUCAAUACCGGACUAAAAUCGGUAAAUUCGUUCCGGAAGAUAUUCCAGCAGAUUUGUGUACACACAUAAUAUUUGCUUUUGGUUGGUUAAAGAAAGGAAAAAUGAGUUCUUUUGAAAGUAACGACGAAACUAAAGACGGAGUACCUGGUCUCUAUGACAGGGUAAACUCUUUGAAGAAGGCAAAUCCUAAAUUGAAGGUUCUACUUGCCAUUGGUGGUUGGUCUUUUGGAACACAGAAAUUCAAGGAUCUAUCAAAAACUAGAUAUACUCGCCAAACCUUUAUUUAUUCAACAAUACAAUUCUUGAGAAAACGAAACUUUGAUGGACUCGACAUGGAUUGGGAAUAUCCAAAAGGAUCAGAUGAUAAAAAGAAUUUUGUUCUACUCUUGAAAGAACUACGUGAAGCUUUCGAAGCAGAAGCUCAAGAAAUUCGAAAACCGCGGUUGCUACUAACAGCCGCCGUCCCAGUCGGCCCAGACAACGUAAAAAGUGGAUACGAUGUACCGGCAGUAGCUAGUUAUCUAGACUUUAUAAAUCUGAUGGCCUAUGACUUUCACGGUAAAUGGGAGCGCGAGACAGGACACAAUGCACCAUUGUAUUCACCCUCCUCAGAUUCGGCUUGGAGACGACAAUUGAGUGUCGACAAUGCGGCCAAUAUGUGGGUCAAAUUGGGAGCACCCCGUGAAAAACUUAUCAUAGGUAUGCCUACAUAUGGAAGAACUUUUACUCUUGCAAAUACAGAAAAGUUCACUGUAAACUCACCAGCUUCUGGAGGUGGUAAAGCAGGCGAACAUACUAAAGAAGCAGGUUUUCUUGCCUAUUACGAAAUUUGCGAAAUGUUAAAUAACGGUGCUGUUUACAUUUGGGAUGAGGAAAUGAAAGUUCCUUAUUUAGUUGAUGGUGAUCAAUGGGUAGGAUUUGAUGAUGAGAGAUCAAUUCGUAACAAAAUGAAGUGGAUCAAGGAUGGCGGUUAUGGAGGAGCCAUGGUCUGGACUGUUGAUAUGGAUGACUUUAGCGGAACUAUUUGUGGCGGUAAUGUGAAAUAUCCAUUAAUUGGUGCAAUGAGAGAAGAGUUACGGGGUAUUUCCCGUGGAAAGGAUGCAAAAGAUGUUGAUUGGACAAAAGUAGCUGGAUCAAUAGAAGACCUUCAAGGACCACUUGAAGAAGAAACUGUCGUGUCAAAAGUGAAACCCGCGCCAGAGAAAAUUGAUGCUAAUGAACUUUUGCAACGUGUCAAGAAAACCAACAAACGCAAGCAACAAGUAGUCGAAACAAAUACUCGGCCAGGACAAGUAUUUUGUUAUGUGACCAGUUGGUCAAGCAAACGGCCAGGAGCAGGUAAAUUUUCGCCAGCUGAUGUAGAUCCUUCACUUUGUACGCAUUUGGUGUACGCAUUUGCAACCUUGAAAGAUCAUUUACUUGCGGAAGGAAGUGAAAAGGAUGGCGAAAUGUACGAAUCUGUUGUUCAGUUACGGGAAAAGAAUCCCGACAUGAAGGUGCUUUUGGCAAUUGGAGGAUGGGCAUUUGGAUCAUCACCGUUUAAAGAAUUAACGUCCAACGUUUUCAGAAUGAAUCAAUUUGUAUAUGAAGCAAUCGAUUUCUUGAGAGAUUAUCAAUUUGAUGGACUUGACGUUGACUGGGAAUACCCUAGAGGUGCAGACGAUCGGGCAGCUUAUGUAAAUCUGUUAAAAGAAUUGCGAUUAGCAUUUGAAGGCGAAGCAAAAACAUCAGGAUUGGCAAGAUUAUUGCUUACUGCUGCGGUACCUGCUUCAUUUGAAGCCAUUGCUGCAGGUUAUGAUGUUCCAGAGAUAUCUAAAUAUUUGGAUUUUAUCAACGUUAUGACCUAUGAUUUCCAUGGCCAAUGGGAACGAACUGUUGGGCAUAAUAGUCCUCUAUAUCCUUUGGAAAGCGCUACUAGUUACCAGAAAAAACUGACUGUGGACUUCAGUGCUAGAGAAUGGGUGAAACAAGGAGCUCCUAAAGAGAAGUUAUUAAUAGGAAUGCCAACUUAUGGACGUUCUUUCACGUUGCUAAAUGAAUCUCAAUUUGAUAUUGGAGCACCCGCAUCUGAUGGAGGUGUUGAAGGCAAAUACACAACGGAAGCAGGAUUUUUAAGCUAUUACGAAGUAUGUAGCUUUUUAUCUGAGGAUAAUACGACAUUAGUUUGGGAUAGUGAACAACAAGUACCGUUUGCAUAUCGUGGGGAUCAAUGGGUAGGGUUUGAUGAUGAAAGAAGUCUUAAAACAAAGAUGUCGUGGUUAAAGGAUGAAGGCUUUGGUGGCAUAAUGGUUUGGUCUGUAGACAUGGACGAUUUUCGUGGUCAAUGCGGUGCAGGCAAAUAUCCGUUAUUAAAAGCCCUAAAUGGAGAAUUGAAAGGUUACAGUGUACCUCUAGAAUAUGAUGGACCAUAUGAAGCAAAAGGCCAAGGCCCAGGCGGUGCUUAUACUACCAAAGAUCCCCAACAAGUUAGCUGCGAGGAGGAGGAUGGUCAUAUUAGCUAUCAUCCUGAUUUAGCUGAUUGCACAAUGUAUUAUAUGUGCGAAGGUGAACGAAAACACCAUAUGCCUUGCCCGGCGCAACUGGUGUUUAACCCGAACGAAAACGUUUGCGACUGGCCCGAAAAUGUUGAGAGUUGCCACCAUCACACAGCAGCACCUCCACCUUCUAAGUGA
Ctenocephalides felis (cat flea) is the source of this 3090-nucleotide messenger RNA. It is a transcript of the gene Cht7, whose product is annotated as probable chitinase 10. The transcript is spliced from 19 exons. Gene Ontology annotation, molecular function: hydrolase activity, hydrolyzing O-glycosyl compounds; chitin binding. The record is from RefSeq and is a predicted model, not a curated record. Gene Ontology annotation, cellular component: extracellular region. Gene Ontology annotation, biological process: carbohydrate metabolic process; chitin catabolic process. Lineage: Eukaryota; Metazoa; Arthropoda; Insecta; Siphonaptera; Pulicidae. Bases 37 to 3090 code for a protein of 1017 amino acids.